GUCCACGUAAGAAAAAGAAAGAAAGAAAGAAAGGAAAAGCUCAACAUUCCAUCGUACAAUGGACUGGAAAAAGUGAAAAAUCAUCAUUCUUUGGCAAUUUGGACCAUAUAACCGUUGCUCCCCAACGGGUUAAUAACCCGGCAACACAUUUCAAAAAUCUGAAAAGCGCACAUUAAAAGUAAAAGCGACCAACCCAACACCUUUUCCCCUUCGAUUGCCAAAUGUUAUUACAUUCUAAUACUAUACAACAUUAGAGACUUUGUCAAGCCUCAAUUUUCAUUUCAUUUCCAUCUCCAAGAAUUCCAAGAUCAGAUCAAAUGGGCUCUUGCAUUAGCAAAUGUAGACCAAAGAAGAAGUUCAAGGAAGAAGAUGAAAGCCAUGUUCAUGACAAGCUUGUUAUCUCGCAAGAUCCCAUGAUUUCAUCGAAUUUGGCAACUGUAGUAAUGCCCUCGGAGAAGCCUCUGUCUCCAGCACCGUCUUCUUCUUCAUCGUCUUCGAUUUCGGCGUUUUCUUGUUCCUCUCAUAGAAAAUGUGCCGGCACGAUGGCUUCAUCCGUGUCGUCAUCGUUGUCGUUGUCGUCUUGUUCUUCUUCCGUGGUGAGCGCAAAAGACCGGUCUUUUUCCAACGACUUCUUGAGGGCUUGUGUGAAGGAGAAUCCACAAAUAAUUGGCCUUAAUUCUGUGAUCAAGGAAAAAACUGUCGACAAACCUAUUGUCAAUGCUAGCAAAGUUCAUCCCCGCUGGAAUCUUGAUCCUUCACCGUUGCUUAAUGCUUCUCCUAUUGUACAAAAGGCCAAGCAAUCGGUUCAAGAAAGGCCGAUGAUCAGCGUCCCAACGCCCAAGAAACGGGCUCGUGCAAGUUCGCCAACUCUCGUUAGGCAGAAGAGCUUCAGGAAAGAUCAGAAUCCCGCGAGUUCACUACCUAACAGAGGCCUAAGGUCACCUUCUCCAAGCCGAAGAUUCAGUGGGGAGAACAGUAGAAGUAGUUCGACAAACGGGACAUAUGAAAGUUCUGGCAGAAGCCCGGUUACGCACAAGGCCAAUGCAAUUAGUUCAGCAACAUCUGGUGUGAAAAGGGAGAGUUUUCGGGCUCCAAUUACCGCAAGUCCGAGCCGUGAUAUGAUGAUUAGUCGUAAUUUACCGGUCAGGAAAAAAGGUACAUUUUCUCAACAGGUCAGUAAAAAGAUCGAUGAAGGCGUUGCCACUGCUGAUGUUGGGGAAAUGGAUACUGUCAUGGAGGACAUCAACAAUCCGCUCAUUGCUUUGGACUGUUUCAUAUUUCUGUAGAAUUGAAGCAUUUUUUCUGGUGUGAAAUUGUCACUUGUGUUUAUAUACUUUUUGUCUUUUGCUGUGUUGCUUGGUUUGUGGUGUUUGAUGUUUUUUGUAGAGUUCUACACUCGUGAACAGGUUUCAGAUUUGUAGCAUAGACCGAGGAAGCAAACAUCAGAUUGUCUGUGUUGAGAAUUAUUCUUUUGUUGUUUUUGAGUUUGGAUUGGAGAAUGAGUGUUUGUUUCUCUAAAUAAAACCUGCUACAAUUGCAGAGAAUUCUGCCUUCCUUCAACAAAAGAUCAGCACUAUCUUGUCUUAACAUAAAACGGAAGGGAUGAGAAGGCAAGAAAACUAUUUAUUAUGAAGAAAAUAUAAGCUCAACCAUGACGAAAAGUGAAGAUAAACUGAACCUAAGUGCUGCUCCAUAUUCUGGAGACGGGC
Messenger RNA from Sesamum indicum (sesame), 1709 nucleotides. RefSeq lists its product as uncharacterized. NCBI's taxonomy places the organism in Eukaryota, Viridiplantae, Streptophyta, Magnoliopsida, Lamiales, Pedaliaceae. The record is from RefSeq and is a predicted model, not a curated record.